AGCCACGACCCAGCCGUAAGCCUCCGAUCAUCAUCUGCUCCCAACCUUGCCAUCACCCAGCUUCAUCACACCAGGCCGCAACACAUCUUCACACCACGAACGAACCUAAGAUUAAACAGCCCCUUUCGACCAACUCACACCGGACCGAAAACUAUAAGACCGCUCGCUCAUCAUGCUAUCAAACCCUUCUUCCAUUUUCCUCAUCCCCCUCUUCCUCCUUCACCUCACCUUCUUCACCACACCCACCAUCUCUUCUCCUCUCCAUCUCCACCCCAUUGCUGCUGGCCCUCCUCCACAACGUCUCUCACCACAUACAUCAGCCUCAGGCUGCACCCCCCUAACCUUCCUCGUCCGCGCCACCGCCCUCAACACCGUCUUCCUCCACCCACCCGACCCCCUCUCCGCCUCCUCCAUCCUCUCCUUCCUCCACUCUUCUUACUCCAACUCCACCGGCCCCUUAACGAACGGCACCCAUCUCAUCGGCCGCGGUAACCGCGUCUUUCCCCUCCACGCCACCUAUUGCCGUCCACUCUUCCACCCACCCGGUCUACCUCCUCGCACUCUUCAGGUUUUGGUGCAUGGGGCAACCUACAACCAAACGAUCUGGUCCGGUCUUGGGCUGGGUCACAAUGAUUACGACUGGAUGGGGAUGGCAAGGGCGAGGGGGUAUCACGUCCUAGCUAUCGACCUGCUAGGCCACGGCGGUUCCUCCUUUUCGUCUUCAUCAAAACAAUACGACGGUGUGACGGAAAUCCAACCCCCCCUUCAAUCAUCAGUGCUGCACUCCCUCGUCCGCCUCCUUCGCCACGGUCCAAUCAACGCUCCCAGAAAGGGGUGGAGGAACCCGCUACCUUAUCGUUUCCCCAGGAUCGUGUACGUGGGGCAUGGGUACGGUUCGGCAGGGCUGGUUGUUUCUUUGGUGAGGAGAUACCCGAGGGAUUUGGAUGGGGUGUUUCAGACGUCGCCUAUUGAGAGAAGCGGGUUCAAUAAAAGUGUGGUGAGGAAUUUGGUGCCUGCGCGGAUGGUGGAUGGCUCGGAGAGAUUUGGGCACUUGCCACUGACGUAUUUGGCUUUUCGCGACGGUAAAGAAAGGGAGAAGGCUUUUUAUGCGGGGUUUUAUGACACGGCUAGCAUUCCCGGGGAGGACUUUAGGGGGCAGGGGACCGUUACUGUUGGAGAGGCGGUUUAUUACCACGCGAUGGAAACUAGAGAAGAAGAAGAAGGGGUGGCGAGGGGGUAUAGAGGACCAGUGAUGGUGGUUUCUGGGGAGAGGGAUGCUCUUUUUUGUGCCAGUCAAAGUGGUCGUGAUGAUGAUCGUAAUGAAAGGGGGAGCUGUAAAAAGAAGUUGGUAGAGAUGGGGAAGAGGGUGUGGCCGGAUGCGAAGAAGGUGGAGGUGUAUGUAGCUAGGGAGACGGGGCAUACGUGGAUGAUGCAUUAUAGCGCCAAGAUUACGAUGUGGAGGAUUCAUAAUUGGCUUGAUGGAGUGUUUAGGAGGAAGAUGAAGGAUGAAGAGAUGGUUGACGGAGGAAAGGAUGGGAAAUUGGGCAAGUUGGUGAUGCAGGAUGAAGCAUGGGAUGGGUAUGACAGGAUCGAGUUAGAUGGUGAGUGAGAAUGCCUUUGGAUGGAGUUGAUGGUGCUGAGUGUCCAACUUUGUUAAGGUAGAUAAGUCUAGCAAGUAAAUGGCAUUUGGUGUUUCAAGUA
Messenger RNA from Neurospora tetraspora, 1701 nucleotides. RefSeq lists its product as uncharacterized. NCBI's taxonomy places the organism in Eukaryota, Fungi, Ascomycota, Sordariomycetes, Sordariales, Sordariaceae. The coding region runs from base 173 to 1609 and encodes 478 amino acids. The transcript has a single exon. The record is from RefSeq and is a predicted model, not a curated record.